AUGGACAAGAAGCAGAGCAAGCCAAUGGAGCUUUUGAAUACGAUGGUAUCAGAGCCGUACUAUCUGCUCCAUUUCUUGGCUUUCUUCUCCUACUUUGUCCUCCGGACCUCCGUAGUCCAAGUCCUCAAUACCCAAAUCACCGAUCGCCUCCUUCAUCGAGAAAUUCAAGCGGCUUUGGCAUUUGGGCUCUUGACUGCCAUCAAGAUAGUGAGGGAAGAAACUUGGGAAGGAUAUAUUGCUGAUACGAUCUUCUUUGCAAAGAUUUUUGUUAUUGGUCUUACUUUGAUAGUGGAUUACCACUUGACUCUCUGGUACAUAGUGGUUUUUACAGUAAUAUACAUUUUCACACAACAACCUGCCUUUCAAAAAUUAGGCACUUCUAGUAAAUUAACACCAUUGCAGUUGGAAAGCUUGCUGACUGAAGGGAGCACAUCAAGACUUUGGCUGGUUGAAUUUCGGGCCGCAUAUUCUCCUGCUUGCAUACGCUCAAGUCGGUGCUUUCCUGAGCUCUCAAUUACAUAUUCCAACAAAAAUUUAUCUUUUGGAAUAGUUGACCUCGGACUCUUCCCAAAUGCUGCAGGGUAUUUUGGAAUAUCUGUCUCUGGGAGCAUGAGCCAACUUCCUACAUAUGUCUUAUUCUCGCAUGGAGCUGAAGUUGCGCGCUAUCCAGAACUAGAUUUUCAAGCAAAACCUUUUGGUCCUCCCAUAACUAAGAGAUUUCUUUCCGGGUACUUCAAGCUUGAUCGGCACCUUCUGGAGUAUAUAAAUGGUAAAUAG
This is a messenger RNA of Prunus armeniaca (apricot), 777 nucleotides long. NCBI's taxonomy places the organism in Eukaryota, Viridiplantae, Streptophyta, Magnoliopsida, Rosales, Rosaceae. The record is from the annotation of a GenBank genome assembly.